Molecule: messenger RNA, 1378 nt
Organism: Magnolia sinica
Lineage: Eukaryota; Viridiplantae; Streptophyta; Magnoliopsida; Magnoliales; Magnoliaceae
Exons: 3
Coding region: 982-1344 (120 amino acids)
Source: RefSeq, a predicted model, not a curated record
UGGGUUAUUGGUUUUCUUAAAUAAAAUAAUAUAGCUGUGAAACCCCAUUAGAUUUAUUCAUGGAGUACAAAAGAGGUCUUAUCUACAUAAUGCAAAAUGCAGAAAACCAACCAUAUAACAGUUAUAACCUUCAAAAAAGAAAAAAAAAUAAUGUAUAUGAGCUUUUCGAUUUUAGUCCCUUAUGUGCAGCAUUACAAAUCUAUCACAAUCCACACAUAUACGACUGCUCUUAUGUGCAGCAUUACAAAACUAUCGUAAUCCACACGUAUAUGACAGUGAUGAAUGCAUUCAUUCGGUCCAUAUUGGCAAAUCUAGUUUCUCAGCAAUUUCUCGGCCUGGGAAUUUCUUGGGAGAUUUUCAGAUUUUGACGUUUUUCUCGCUAUAUUAUCAGGAAAGUCUUGCUGAAAAUAAAAUAUUUAAACAUAUUUAUGAUAAAGUACUAUAUAAUUUAAAUUUUGAAUAUAAAAGUAGAAACUGAAUUAUUUUAACUUCUAAAUAAUUUUUCAUUAAUAUCAAAAUACAUAAAACUGCCAAACGUUUGAAAAUUUCGUGAUAUUAUCGAAAUAAUAUCAUUCAAUCAAAAUUCUGGUAAUAGCACAAUGUUUUCAAAAUCCCGGUGAUAUUUGUUACAUUGAUUCUAUCGAAAUGCUCGAUCCAUUCAGAGCAUAUGGCAUUUCAUUGCAUUUAUGGUUGAUUUUGUAGCAGUAUUGGUUACUUAUUUUGUUCAGUUAGAGAGUGCAAGUAUUAGCUAUUUGUUGUGAAAUAAUGUGAUUUUAGCUUUUGCACAUACUAUCUUCUUUUCACACUCAUGCAACCUGUGCAUCAUUGUUCCAAUUUCAGCAAACACAGAACUGUGAAUGGGGUUUGUUUAUGCUGGUCAAAUUACUUGCUUGACUUGGUGUUUUCGUAAUCCCGUUUGGUUUCAGGUCCUUGUGUGUGCUAAAGCUCUGUGACAACCUCCUGGGGCCAAAUUCUGCAAAAAUGGUUUUUGAUGCUCUCCUCGAUUCUUCAUCUGGUCUAUCUAUCCUUGAGCUAUCUGACAACUAUAUUGCAGGUUGGCUUUCUACAGUUUAUGGGAGAUUCUCAAGUUGGCCCACAUCAUCAUCAUCAGCAAUAGACCAAUCCUUGAGGUCAUUAAAUGUUCUCAAUCUAGGGGGAAGCAAUUUACGUGAGAAUGAUGCAGAAGAUCUUAAAUCUGCACUAGCUUACACUCCAAACUUGCAGGGUUUGGAUAUCAGUGACAAUCUUAUUGGGGACAAUGUAAUUAGGUCAGUUGAGCGAAGAUUUAAUUACAGGGAGUUAUUUGUGGAGGUCUACUGGUCUACCUUGAGUGCCACAAAUUGAUUCCCUUGUGAUGUCCUCACUGUCCUGCGCUUAA